UGCUAAACAGUUAAACUUGAAUGAAGGCACGGUUAAUGCAGUUUCGUGCAUGUUUGAAAUUCGUCCUACUUACUAUUUUGUAUUUCUGUUGUGCUAUACAAAAUUAUUCAGCCUUAGCAUCAAAAUUUCGAAAUGAAGAAGAAGUCAGUUUUUAGGUUUCCGGCGUGAAUUUAUGAUCCCUUAAGCUCUCCGAAAUUUUUGCUACCAAGAAAAUUAUAUUCGCGGUUUGUUUAUAAGUUCGGUUAUUUUGAAAGAUGCUAAUUAUUAUACGAAGGAAUACUUGACAUCUUUGAGAACAUGUGUUAAGUGAUAUAUGUGUGAUCCUUGUGGCAUAUUUGUAUGUUUUACCAGUUGUGUGAGAAGUUUGCCCAAGAAUGUCUGUGUCCUCCAAAAAGCAUUGGAAGCUGCAGGAAUUUGCAGCUCAUUCAGCCAAUGUCAACUGUUUAUCGUUUGGUCGGAAAUCAGGCCGUGUUUUAGUAACUGGUGGAGAUGACAAGAAGGUUAAUCUGUGGGCAGUUGGAAAACCUAACUGCAUCAUGAGUAUACCUGGACACACUACUUCUGUAGAAUGUGUUAGUUUCGAUCCUAGAGAAAUUAUGGUAUGUGCAGGCUCUUUAUCUGGUGCUCUUAAAGUUUGUGAUCUGGAAGCUUCAAAAAUUAUUAGAACUCUGACAGGCCAUAAAGCAGGAAUUCGAUGUUUAGAUUUUCAUCCAUAUGGAGAUUAUAUUGUUUCUGGCCUGUCUCUUGAUACAAAUAUUAAGUUGUGGGAUGCAAGAAAGAAAGGUUGUAUAUAUACUUACAAAGGCCAUAGCAAAGCUGUCAAUACCCUAAAAUUUAGUCCAGAUGGUAAAUGGGUAGCCUCAGGUGCAGAAGAUGGUUCUGUGAAACUUUGGGAUCUUAGUGCUGGUAAACUUCUAACAGAAUUUCAUGGCCAUACUGCAUCUGUAUCAGGUGUUGAAUUUCAUCCAAACGAGUUCCUCUUAGCUAGUGGUAGUGCUGAUAGGUCUGUAAAAUUUUGGGAUUUAGAAUCCUUCCAGCUUGUGUCUACUUCUGGUGGAGAUGGUCCUCCCGUGAGGUGCGUAUGUUUUCACACAAGUGGGUUAUGUAUGUUCAGUGGAUGUCAGGACAUAAUGAAAGUUUAUGGCUGGGAACCAAGUUGUACUUAUGAUUCUGUUCUGACUGGCUGGGGAAAAGUUUAUGAUAUGACAAUGUCUCAAAACCAGCUGAUUGCAGGUAGUUUCUCCAUGAAUAGUGUCUCAGUAUAUGUUGUUCAACUGGAUACUUUGAAGCCAUUCUCAAAAGUAGAUAACAGUAAUGUGGCAUAUAUUCCAAAUCAGUGCCUAAAUCCGAUGCCUGGUACUCAUCUGCGAAAAAAUUUUGAAAAGGAAUCAGGGAACAGGAAACUAACGUCUUUGGAUAUGAAAAUUGUUGAUAGUGCCAAUCAGGAUUAUGAUGUUGAAAAUGAUAAUUUCAAUUAUGAUGAUAUUGAAGUGAUUGAUGGAGAACAAGUGUUCGUUCCAAAAAGUGAAUUGUGUCGUACCCCACCUAAGAGUGAUCCCUUCCCAAUCCCCUUGGAUGUAUCUGAACCUGUAAAAGGGGACUUCUUUAUUAAAAGUGUUGAAAAAGAGACUAAAUCUAUAUCUGUACAGUCAACAUAUACUGUCACUGAAAUACCUGAAAAACUAUCUAAAUCUCCUGUUUCAUCUCCAAUUAAGAGUGGAUCUCCAUUAAGAAGCCAUUGUGUUCCAACUACUAUCUCUUCCCCUUCUACAAAUAUAAGAUCUCCUAUGUAUACUCCAUUUAGUAAUGUUCCUGAUACAUUUAGUUCAAAGCCUACAUUUGGUGGUGACAGAAAUGUGCAAGGAAUUAAGAAACCUUGUGAAAGAGCAACUGCAAUCAGGUGGUCUGGUUAUCCCCCAGAAGCUGUGUCUAUUGUACGGCCUACUACAUUUGUGCCUGACAAAGAUACCUUCAUGCAGAGAGUAGUAAUGUAUCCAGAUCAUAUGAAAGCAAAACCUGUUUCUGUUGCACCUGACUAUGUCCCAGAGCAAAGGGAUAAGCCUGUUGGUUUAGAUGUGGAUGAUUUUUUGCCAAAAUCAAUGCAACAGUUUCUUGGAAUUAGUCAGUCUGUUCAGCCAGAAGUUACUGAAGCUGAAGCAAUGAAUGUUAUUUGCCGGGAACAUCAACCUCUUCUAAUGGUUUUUGAGAGUAGGCUAAAAAAAAUUCAAAUUAUCAUUGCUGUCAUGAAAUCUAAAGGCAUUAAGACUGCCACUGAAAAUGCCGUUAGUAUGAAUGAUCCAGCAAUUCUUGUAGACUUUUUAUCCGUUAUAACUCGACGGCAAGACUUAUGGACAUUAGAUUUGUGCCAACUAUUAUUGCCUUCUAUUCAGGAUCUUGUACAAAGCAAAUAUGAAACAUAUAUGUCUGUUGGAUGUUCUUGUGUAAAACUUAUUCUUCAUAAAUUUGGUGAAUUAAUAAAAACAAAUAUUGAUGCACCCCCUCGCAUUGGAGUUGAUCUUUGUGGAGAUGAAAGAUUGACGAAGUGUAAGAAUUGUUAUGAACAACUUCUAGCAAUUCAGUCUUUUAUUUUAAAACGACAAACUAUGCAAGGAAAAUUAGGCCAAUCAUUUCGUGAACUUCUGACUAUGAUGUGCACUGAAUUUAAUAAUAGUAUGUGAUUUUUGCUUUUAUAGAAUAAGAAUUAUUCAGAAGUCUGAUUGAAAAAAAAAACUGGAUCUUUUUUAUUACUGCUUGUGAUAUUGAUGUGGCCUUCUGUCCUCAUAAAGACUAGAACAUUCAUUGCCUUCAAUUGAAACAUUCCAUGUGCCAUUUCUAUUUUCACUGUGGCAAUGACCAUUGAAAAAAGAAGACUGAAUUUUUACCAAUAAUGUGCAUAUGUAAAUAGUUAAUUCAUUUGUGCUUUCGUGUGAGUCCCUUUGGAAAGAUAAACUUUGAAUAAAUAAAACAUUUAGAAAGCUUUGGAGCUUGUAUUGAUAUAUUUAUUUAAUAAUCAGGGCUUUUUUGCUGAUGUUAUUUAAACAGUGUAACAUUUCUGCAUAUUAAAACAUUCGUAGGAUUUAUAUUGAAAGGUAAAUAGAAAUUGAUAUACAUAGUUUUGCUUCACUAAUAGCACUAAUAAAAGUGAUAUUUUAUACCUGUUGUAUUUAUUAUUUGCACAUAUAAUUUUAAAUUCUAAAAGCUAUUUUUUGAAACUGCUCUCUACUGAUUAAUUAUAUUAAAUAAUUAUGAAUUAAUAACAGCUUAUUACGUUUGAAUUUUAAAAUAUAUUUUUAAAAUUGUGAAUUAUGUAUUGGGACAGUUGUACAUGUUGCUUUUGUAAUAUUAUCAUUUAGAGGAUGCAUAUUUGAUAUAUAAUUCAGGUUUUACUGAAUAUAAAAGAAAGUUAUUAAAAAUUUUAUAAAUUACAAUCAGUGUGCUGUUAUUGGACUGUUUGUAGCAUAUAGAAUUAGAAAUGCUUUGAGCAAAUACUUUUGUUAAUCAGAAUAUACUUUAUGAAAGUUUUAUGUUUUAAAACUGAAAUUUAGUUUUCUUACAAAUUUCCAGUUGAUGAGCUUUUAACUUCAUUUCUGACAUGAAGGUUUAAUAAACUUACUAUGUAUGGUUAUGAAUAUGAGUUUAAAAAAUCUUAUUAUGUAUUAAAAAUAAAUUUACUGUAAUUGUGAUUUGUAAUUAUGUUUUAAUUUAAUAUGUAAAGAAAUGGUCUUCAUUAUGUUUAAGUGAUUAUUAAUCUCAGUACUAUUAUCCUUUCAUGUUUAUUUACAUUAGUUAAGUAUAUUUGUAUGAUAAAAUGGAAAUUGUUUUAAGGUAAUCUAAAAAAAAUUCGCUGUGCUUACUGUCAAACUGAAGUCAAAUAAUAAUAAUAAUCUAUGGUAAAGAAAAGCUGUUUUUUGAAAGAUAAUUUUAAAUUUGUUAGUGGUUAAAAAUGUAUAACAAAUUAUUCUUUCCUGUGUUUAUUGUCUGAGUAGAGUUGCAUAGAUCAAAGUCAACAUCAACCAAAUAUUAAUCCUGUAAAGUCUGUUUUUUGGUAUAAAAUAUUUUUUUUGUUUAAACUUGAAAAUUAGCUGUGCUGAAUUUGUAAUAUUUGUCUGUGAAUAUAUGCCAAAUUAUAAUCCUUUAAUUAAAAAGCAGUUACACAUUGUCAUGUGUUUAGAAUAUAAUUUGAGUAAUAUUUCACUGUAUGUGAUACCAAAAUAUUGAUUAUAUGUUGUUAAUGUGUAAUUGUUUCAUUUCAUGGUAUUCUGCAGUUUUUUUACAGAAUCUAUCAAUAUACAUUACUGUACCAAUAAAUAAGAUUUAUAGUUCUUUUCUUUAAGGAAUUCAAAAUAAGUUUUAACAUUUUCCAAAUUAUUGUAUAUAUUUAUUUCUUUUUGCUUUACCAAUCUUUUCCAUUGCUUAUAUCAUGAAAUAAAUGUUUGAACUUUUAGUACAAUAAACAUCAUCUUUUAAAACAAGUAGAAAUUCAUAAGCAGUGAGUGAUCCUAAAACAUUUUACAAGUCAGCUUCUAAUAUCUUUCCUCUCAAUAUUUUUUCUAGGGAAAGGCUUUGCAGUGUGAACUGUCAUAGAAUACAUUGCAUCUAAACAAUGUUUUGCAUUGAGCAUCACUUUUGUCUUGUGAUUACAUAUGUUAAACAAACACAUAUUAAAAAUUGCUUUUAUCGGAUAAUUUUCAUUUUCUUGCUUGUUAAAAGUAUUUUUUGUGAAUUAUAUUAGACAUUCAAAAUAUAUGCAUUAUUUUAAAUUCUUCAUCCAUAUUCAGUGAGAGUUGAAAAUGUUACUGGAUUUUUUGCUUGAUGCAGUUAGUAAAUGGAAAAUAUUUGCAUUUUGCCUAAAGUUCUUUACAGUAGGUUGGUAAUCAUUUUCUUAAGUUAUGAAGUAGAAAUUUAUGUAUAACUGAAGCUGAUUAUUUGAUAGUAUUCAUGGUUCUGAUUAAAAAAUUAGUCUUUUUAAAACUAAUUGUAAAACCAUAUAUUGAGAUCACUAGUUAUUUUUUCAAAUAAUUAAUCAAGGCGGCCUAUGCUUAUAUAUUUUUAGAAAUUAUGAAGAGGAAGUAGGCACAUUUAAAUCCAGACUACAAUGAUUUUUACUUAAUAAUUAAAGUUUCCAAAUCAUGAUUUUCAGUAUUGUGUAAUAAAGUAGUAAAGGUUUUAUUGUUAUUUUAAUCUUGUUAAAAUGAAUUUUUCAUAUGUAUCAGUGCAGUGUAAUGAAUAUAUGUGAAUUAUUACUGAUGACAAUUUUGAUGGGGUUGCAACUCAAACAUUUUGUAAAGCAUCUACUUAGUUUUAAAUAAAAUGUAAUGAAUUUUGCAUUUCUUUCAUACAUGAAAGAUUAGCAAUUGUAACCAAAAAAUCAAUCCAGUUUAUAGCUAUUAAAGAAAAAGUACAUAAAUUUAUGUUAAAUUGCAAGUAUAAGUAAUAUAGGAUUCCAGAAUAAUUUAAUGUAAUUUUAUGUUUGCACUAUUCUGAGAAUUAAAUUUGAAUAUGUAAUAUAUUUGUUCAUGCACUGUCUGUAGUUAUUGGUGUCAACAUAUAGUGCCAUUUUCUUUUGAUCAGCUUUCUUCUGAUUGCCAUGCAAAAUUUUGUGUUACAUGAAUAUUUCCAUUUUAAAAUAAUAGGAUGAACAUGUGAAUUAAAGAAUUUUAAAAUUCUGUACAUGUCCUGUGCAAAAAUGAAUGGGGUUAAAAAUGCAUAUGCCUCAUCUAGUGCUGUGGAGAAUGUAAUGUGAAAUUUUCUGAGUAUUUUAAUUUAUUACUUUUAAUGUAACAUACUCAAAUAAUUAUGAUUUUAACUUCUUUAAUCACUUUUUGUCCAUUUUUAAUGUGUGUGUUUUUAGUUUUUGUAAAUAUUUUUUUUUUUUUUUUUUCUGUGGUGCUCAAUCUGCUGUGAUAGCUGUCAUUUCUAUUCAAUGCCAUCCAUCAUAUAGUUUUGACAUUAAAGUACCUUUGUACUUUGCUAAUGGCUCUCAGCAUCACUUGAGAAUAAUAAAUUAUAGUUGAAGUUUGAAUUACUUUAAAUAAAUAUCUUUUACUUACAGUUUUGGGAGUUUUUCUUGUACUUGAAAACAUUUACAUUAUUUGUUGCAAUUAUAAUGUAUAGUAGUAAUCUCGGAAGUCUGUUAAUCAUAUUCUUAUCAGAAGAUUAAGAAAAGUUCUUUGAAAUUCUUGUCUUAACAGCUGAAAGUUUUUUUCCCCCCUUUAGCAGUAGAUAUGGGGAUUUUACUUCUAUCUAUUAUUAUUAUUGUAUUCUGUAUUCCGACAAGCUGUAUACACUUUGCAGGUGCUGCAAUUUACAGUAUAUAAUAUCCUCUUUCCUUUUCUUGCAAAAUGUGGUAUGUUAUUAGGGAAGGUAAUUUAAGAUGCAAAAUUAUUGUUAUAAAAGGAGGAAGAAAUGUUCUGAAAAUGCUUUUAAAAUGGUAUAGAUAAAAUUUGUAUAUUCAUUUAUAUUAACAUACUUUAUUCAUUUUUGAAUUAGAUAUUAUAAACUUAAUGUUAAUUAUUAGCAGACUAUAGUAAAUAACAUAAGUGACCAUCUUUAAGAAAUAAAUAUGGCACUUAUUAUGUUUUGAAUUAUUAUGUAAUGAAAGUCACUGGUGUAUUGAGCUCAGGAGAUCCUGCUAUUUGGAGAAACUCCACUCGUGAUUAUCAGAAAUCAGUCUUGGGAUAUAUCUUGUAGGAAUACAGAAACAAAGUUUAAUCAAGUUUCCAUCUUCUAAUUUAAUUCAAAUUUGGUUAUCAGUGUUGUCCCUCAUAGUUGUCAUCUCCAUCCACUGCUUCUUCAUCAGGCAAGUCAUUCUAGCCAUACAAUGCAAAAAAGGUCCAACUCUGUGUGUCUCUUUAUUAUUGAACAUUUUGUUGGGGAAAGGGACACACUUGAUGGUUGCUGCUACUUCUAGUGAAUGUAGUAUAGAUAUGAAGCAUUUGCUUUUAUCAAAAUUUCUGCCCAAGAAAAUUGUGCAUCUCAUCCAAAUAUCUCACUUUUUCAUAAUGGGGGAUUUUGUUAAGGGCAGCCCAGUCCCUUUUUUGCUGCCAAAAAAACAUUAAAAUUAGGCACCUUUAUUAGAAUCUUUUUCAUGACAGCAGUUAAAUCAUUCACCAUAUUGUAUGUGUAACUGAUAUCCUCAAGAAUCUGGCUUUAGUCCAUAUGUGGUAUAUAUCACAUACUUGAGUUUGAAAUAUUUGACCUUUAGCUGUUGGAAAGCUGCUUGACUGUCAAGUCUGACUUUCUUGUAGUGUAUGCCUUCUGGCUGCAGCUUCAUGCUAGAACUGUGACAUGUUGAAAGCAUUACAGGCAUUUGUAUUAAAGAGCACAGGUUUCACUAAGUGGAAAAGUAUAUUCAAGAGGUAUCUUUGUAGCUGUUCAGUAGUUCAGUUCAUUAUCUCACUUAAUGCCUGCCAAUUAUGGCUUUUAUUUCCUUGAAAAUGUUCUUUUAAAUUUUCUUUAGUUAAGUUUUUCUGAGAGUGCUGUCAUCUGGCAUUGUACUUUACAUGUAUAUUUUGAAGAAAGAAUUUGUUGCGGGAUUGUUUCUCUUGAACCCUAAAAUUUCUGACUGGACUGCCUUUGUGAUAAUCUGCCCUGAAUGAUUGAUUGACAUGUUUUUCUUUUCCUGAAAUAAAUUUGUGUGCUAAAAUA
Molecule: messenger RNA, 7647 nt
Organism: Stegodyphus dumicola
Lineage: Eukaryota; Metazoa; Arthropoda; Arachnida; Araneae; Eresidae
Product: katanin p80 WD40 repeat-containing subunit B1-like
Biological process (GO): microtubule depolymerization; microtubule severing
Cellular component (GO): katanin complex
Molecular function (GO): microtubule binding
Source: RefSeq, a predicted model, not a curated record